Molecule: messenger RNA, 1051 nt
Organism: Pocillopora meandrina
Lineage: Eukaryota; Metazoa; Cnidaria; Anthozoa; Scleractinia; Pocilloporidae
Source: the annotation of a GenBank genome assembly
AUGCCAGAGUCACCACCAAAUAAAAACACGUGUGGCACGCAUGCACCGAGGUGGCUGAAUGGACGACAUCCAUCUGUUGCCUAGGGAAAGGUGCACAGAUCACAUUUCUUACAACAGUAAAAUUUUUUUUCUGGGUAAUUCAUAUGAAUGAAUUCAAGACUCCGUUUAGCGGGAAAUUAUUCUCGGGUAUUUGCCCACGAACAUUAUUUGUUCCGAGAAGCGAAUGAUUUUCGAAGAGCGAAGCUUUAGGAAAGCUGUGGACUUCGGAUAACAGAUGAUGCCGAAGGAGAUGUAAACGAGCACAUUUGUAAGCCAAAUGAAUGCAUUUAUUCUCUCUUUCUCUUUUUUCUUUAUUACUGUGCGCGUAACAAAACGAUCACUUCGAAAACAGAUGUUGAUUUUCCACCAAUUGGUUAAUAAGCAAAUUUAUCCCUUCUAAUGAAACAACAGCAGAACGCUCUCCAACUAAAAUCAACUUUUAAAGGAAGACUUUCAUCGCAUUGAAAGCAAUGUUUGAAAAUUGGAGAAUAUCAUCACUCACUGGGGAAUAUCACUGGGGAAUAUCACUGGGGAAUAUCACUGGGGAAUAUCAAUGGGGAAUAUCACUGGGGAAUAUUACUGGGGAAUAUCACUGGAGGAAUAUCACUGGGGGAAUAUCACUGGGGGAAUAUCACUGGGGGAAUAUUACUGGGGGAAUAUCACUUCGUACAUUUCUGUACCAGUGAGAACACAGGCUUUAUGACGUUAUAUGAGAAAAAAAAACCUGAGUGUUUUCAAUCGGCUUUUAUGAAAAUUUUUGUUUUCAAUUAUGACACAGCAUAACAUAUAUCUUAAUUCUAUCAUAAGGCUAUAUUUGUGGUGACUAGACAUUUAUUUAUCUUUUCAAUUCCAAUGUUUUUUGGUCUAGGUAUUCAGACAAGUCUGUUUCAACUGGGAUGGCAACAAUUGUAACUGGCAAGCCGGCAUUGAAGUACGAAACUGUGACUCGUUCUUUGUCUACAAACUGGUGAAAUCGCCCGGUUGCCAACUCCGUUAUUGUGGCAGUGACUAA